Molecule: messenger RNA, 957 nt
Organism: Zophobas morio
Lineage: Eukaryota; Metazoa; Arthropoda; Insecta; Coleoptera; Tenebrionidae
Exons: 1
Coding region: 1-957 (318 amino acids)
Source: RefSeq, a predicted model, not a curated record
AUGUGGAGCACAAUAGUUGUCCUAGCGUCUAUUCUGUUUUUGCCCAAGGUUCAUCUUAACUUUUGUGAGCUGAAAGCGGAUAUUACGUUCCUUAUUGAUAAGAGUGGCUCCAUCGCUUAUAAUGGAACUAAUAUAAGUUAUGAAAUUGCUCAAGAAAGAAUUGAAACAGUUAAAAGUUUUAUAUUGGAUUCAGUUAAACUUAUGCAAUUAGCGGAAGAUAAAAUCAGAGUUGCUAUCGCCACGUUUAAUCACGGGUUUCGUAAUUUAAAUACUUUUAAAGACCAAUCAUCCUACGAUCUUAAAUUAUUUGAAGGUAUUUUAAAUAAUUUAACGUAUACUAAAGAUGACAUGAAAGGUGGAACCCGUUUGGCUUCCGCUCUUUACCAGGUAUUGUUGAUAUUAUAUCGCAAAAAUACUGAAGGGAGAGAAAGGAUUAUAAUGGUAAUUACCGACGGGCAGUUACCGGUACAAGAAAAAAAUAAUACAGUCAAUUUUUCUCAAGUACUUCGUGGGAAAACGCCACCUUUCAAAAUUAUAGCGAUCGGUAUCGGUUCGCACCAAGGGUUCCAUGAUGAUUUAUUCCAAAUUACUGGAAACGAAGCUUUGACCCUAACCUCUGAAAAUUAUAUAGAUUUACCUAAUCAUGUAAAUACUUUAAUUGCUAAAGUAUGUCCGGAUUUUGUUAAUGAAGUCAGUAUUUCGACUAUCGGGCCCACUUCUACUCCUGCGCCGCCAUCCCCUACAAAAAGCAAUGAACGAGCUUUGUAUAUAGGCUUUGGAGUUGGUGGGGCAGUGGCUUUACUCGCUGCUGCAGCGGGCCUCGCAUAUUUUUAUAAAAAUAAGCUUGCUGGGGGAAAAACUUCUACCUCAAAUAACGGAUCAUUUCUAAGGAACUCAACUGAGAACCCUUUUUAUAGAAGUCCAGGGGAGACACACGAAAACAUUAUGACCGAAUAG